Messenger RNA from Notolabrus celidotus (New Zealand spotty), 499 nucleotides. Its product is annotated as CKLF-like MARVEL transmembrane domain-containing protein 8. Gene Ontology annotation, molecular function: structural constituent of myelin sheath. The coding region runs from base 1 to 390 and encodes 129 amino acids. Gene Ontology annotation, cellular component: membrane. The record is from RefSeq and is a predicted model, not a curated record. Lineage: Eukaryota; Metazoa; Chordata; Actinopteri; Labriformes; Labridae. Gene Ontology annotation, biological process: myelination. The transcript has 6 exons.
AUGGACAGAGCUGCUGUGGUGACGGGCCACAGGACUCCCCCACCUGAAUGCAACAUCUCCACCUCUACUUUGGCCUUUGACCAACACUUCACCACCACAGCUAAGGGAACACUCCUCCUGGCUGAGAUAGUCUUUGUCCAUCACAGGAUACAACAUGUCCCCUGGACUACACUGUCUCUAUGUUUAAACUGUAGUGCUACAGCUCUGUAUCUGGUGACAGCUGUGGUGGAUGCUCUAUCAGUCAAUCAGGCCGUCAGGGGACGACAUAACUACAACUGCUGGGCAGCAUCUGCAUUCUUUGCAUUCCUGACUACACUGUGCUACGCAGGCAGCACUUACCUGAGCUACCGUUCCUGGAGAGCCACAGAGCAGUCACCAGAGGAAACCUAAUACCCGUGUCGUCUCACCUUUCAUAACUUGGCAAGAGGCCGGCUCAGGAGGAGUUCCAUGUGCUCAUAGCUGAUAAUUAUAUAAUUCAUGCAGUUGAUGUUAAACUAAU